Messenger RNA from Poeciliopsis prolifica (blackstripe livebearer), 809 nucleotides. RefSeq names its product transmembrane p24 trafficking protein 6 (gene tmed6). Gene Ontology annotation, cellular component: COPII-coated ER to Golgi transport vesicle; endoplasmic reticulum; Golgi apparatus. The coding region runs from base 8 to 733 and encodes 241 amino acids. The record is from RefSeq and is a predicted model, not a curated record. Gene Ontology annotation, biological process: Golgi organization; intracellular protein transport; endoplasmic reticulum to Golgi vesicle-mediated transport. Lineage: Eukaryota; Metazoa; Chordata; Actinopteri; Cyprinodontiformes; Poeciliidae. The transcript has 4 exons.
UUCAGCCAUGCCUUUAGGGACGUCUUUAUUUUUUAUUGUUUUGUGGUUUUGGGGUUUUUCUCACUGCGGCCUCCAGACAAAGCCUCGAUCCAGCAGGACGGACCAGGAGCUGUUCUGGGGCGCUGACCAGUACGAUUUCUCAGUGGUGCUUCCAGCAGCUGCCACAGAAUGUUUCUGGCACUUUGCUCACCAUGGAGAGACAUUUUACCUGAGCUUCAUGGUCCAGUGGGUGACGGGAGUCGGCCUUGACAGGCACCUGUCAGUCACUGUUAACGCUCCCAGCAGUUUGUUAAUAUCCACUGUUGACGAUGCAAAGGGUCAGAUCAACUUUGAGGUCAAGGAAACAGGUUUCUAUCAGAUGUGUUUGAGCAACUUCCACAACCGCUUCAGCUCAAUGCAGGUCUUCCUCAGCUUCGGCGUUUACUAUGAUAACCAGAACUCUUCCAAAGACCUGGAGAGGGACAUGAAGGAGGAGGAGCUGAACAACACGCUGAGCUUCAUUCAGGCUGCCACGAGUAAAGUGGAGCGCAACGUCUUCCACAUGUUUCGCUUCUACAGCUUCAGCCGCAUGAGGAGGAGCACAGACCACUUCCUGCUGCAGUCCAACUCCCGCUACAUCACAUGGUGGUCGAUGGCCCUCAGCCUGCUGAUCAUCACCUCUGGGUACCUGCAGCUCCUCUUCCUCAAAAGCCUCUUUGUGAGCAAAGCCGAGGCUGAAAAGCCUCGAUGCUGACAGGCAGCGAACAAACCAAGAAACACCCUGAGCAGACUCCAAACUCCCUCUGGUUCUGUGUGAAACAUUAAAGAAA